Haemonchus placei is the source of this 252-nucleotide messenger RNA. NCBI's taxonomy places the organism in Eukaryota, Metazoa, Nematoda, Chromadorea, Rhabditida, Trichostrongylidae. The record is from the annotation of a GenBank genome assembly.
GUUCCAAUCGUAGCCUUGGGAAAUAUGCGAGAUUUGUCAAAUCGACGAGUAGACAGUGAUUUUGCGUACAGUUGGGCGGCACGAGAGCGAGUGAAACUGUUCGAAGUGUCAGCUAAAGAUCGGAAUACGCUGGUAGACUUUGUACAAUACCUUGGACAGCGGCAUUUCCAUCCCAUCAAAGAAUCAAAGUUCUCGCUGUCAAAGAAAUUGAAGGCCGAAAAAUCGAAUCCAGCAAUAUUAAUGGAUUUCUAA